Anguilla anguilla (European eel) is the source of this 1804-nucleotide messenger RNA. It is a transcript of the gene pdlim3a, whose product is annotated as PDZ and LIM domain 3a. Gene Ontology annotation, molecular function: actin binding; muscle alpha-actinin binding. The transcript has 7 exons. NCBI's taxonomy places the organism in Eukaryota, Metazoa, Chordata, Actinopteri, Anguilliformes, Anguillidae. Gene Ontology annotation, cellular component: stress fiber; filamentous actin; Z disc. Gene Ontology annotation, biological process: muscle structure development; actin cytoskeleton organization; heart development. Bases 101 to 1024 code for a protein of 307 amino acids. The record is from RefSeq and is a predicted model, not a curated record.
AGAAGAGGAGACUGAGGGGACCGCCUGCACCCAGGAGGGAAGGAAGACUGCCAGCAGGCCUCAGCCUCAGCUCCGCUGUCGCCGUGCCGACCAGGGGAGAAUGACACACACCGUCGUCCUGGACGGGCCACCCCCGUGGGGCUUCCGUCUCUCAGGAGGGAGGGACUUCAACCAGCCUCUGUCCCUCUCCAGGGUCACUCCCAACAGCAAAGCAUCCAUGGCGAAGCUGGGCGCUGGUGACCUCGUAGUGGCCAUAGGGGGGGUCCCCACUGAGGACAUGACCCACACUGAGGCUCAGAGCAGAAUCAAACAGGCCUGUCAUCAGCUCAGCCUCACCAUCAAACAGCCAGAGACCAGACUGUGGUCCCCUCGCGUAAUUCAGGAUGGCAAGGCCAGCCCCUUCAAAAUCAAUUUAGAGGCAGAACCACAAGAGUACAAGCCGGCCGGCACCAGCCACAACGUGAGGGCCCAGCCGUUCGUGGCGGCCGCCAACAUUGACGACAGGAGGCAGGUGGUGAGCGCGGCUUACAACUCGCCCAUAGGCCUGUACUCAUCGGGCAAUAUUCAGGACGCCCUUCACGGACAGCUGCGGGGCCUCGUCCCGGACAAACCAGAGAGUAAGAAGCUGAACUCCAUUGAGGAGUCCCACGUGUACCGCAUGCUGCAGGAGAAGGAGGAGGAGCCUCACGAGCCUCGUCAGUCCGGCUCCUUCAAGGCCCUGCAGGGCAUCGUGGAGAACGACGGUGCCUGGCCCAUCAUCACACGAACGGUGAAGGCUCCAGUGACGAAGCCCACAACCCCCACGGGCACCCUCCAGAAACUGCCCAUCUGCGACAAGUGUGGGAACGGCAUCGUAGGGACCGUAGUGAAGGUUCGUGAAAACUUCCGGCAUCCAGGAUGCUUUGUCUGUUCCGACUGUGAUGUCAGCCUCAAGCAGAAGGGCUACUUCUUCGUGGGGGGCCAGCUGUACUGCGAAACCCACGCUCGCGCCCGGAUGAAACCGCCAGAGGGACACGACCUCUAAUGGCGACGUACCCCUCGGCGUAGAGCACUGCCCCCUGCACGCGAGCAGAAGCCACAGCCCAUGCUGUUCACGCACCAAAGACGACCCCCCUCCCCCCAACGUCAAAAUCCACAGGGACAGUAAAAAUAAGGCCCCACUAUGAUUAUUGUUGACUAAAUUUAUGUGUCACAGCAAGAAUGACUCAUAGUGCGGUGCAAUCAUUAAGAUACAAUGCAUUUUGAAAGGUAUUGUUGCACAUGUUGAACUCCUACUGAUUCAUGGGAAUAUAUCGACUAAGGGUUUCCUUACUCCUAUUUAAAAAGUUUAAAAAUAUGUCACUGCAUGGUCAGAAUACCUAUUCUGAAAUUGCAGUGACUGUGGUUGGAUAUCCCAUUAAAUGGCACAGUAAGCAGGGUAUACCUAUACCCUCAUCCUGCGGGAAUGACUCCUCAGUUCAUUGGUCACGUGUGGUCUGUCCUGUGAAAGCUGCACCAAUGGCCUAUACAGCUAAGGCCAGUAGAUGCAUGAGAUGCGGAUACAACUGUGAAUACAGACUAUCGUAGUUAGGCUAUGUACGUUGUUUUUUUUUCGGCGAGGGGGGUUAGACUGAACACAUUUGGUUUUCCGAUUUAUUUCAUUUUACUUACACAUACAGUACAAGACACACAGAAACACAUUUGCCAUAUUUGUUUCAUGUUUAACUUGCUGUUGUUGUCAAGUUUUGCACAUUUAUUGUGAAUGCUUCUCUGUAAUUUCGUUCAAAUAAAGAAACGCUGAAAUGCGAUUCAGCAGCCAAGAACA